AUGUGGAGUCCGUCUGCCGUCACGUUUGCGAAUGUGAAUUCGGUUGGAUCCAGCCCAUUUGAUAUUUUCGUCAAUACAAACAACACCAUCUAUGUGGCCAAUCAAGCAAACAGCCGCGUUCUUGUGUGGACUCAAGGGAGUACUUGGCCGAUACAGAAUCUCUCGCGUAAUGUGUCGUCUCCAUACAGCCUUUUUGUCACAACUGCUGGCGAGAUUUAUAUUGACAGCGCCAGUUCUACUGGUCGGAUCGAUAGAUGGACGUCGAAUGCAUCAAGUGGUGUUCCGGUACUGUAUCUGUGUUCGAAAUGCUACGAUGUCUUUGUUGAUGCGCACGACAUUAUUUACUGUUCGAUGCAGAGUCGUCAUCAGAUAGUAUCGAAGUCGUUAAAAACAAGCUCGAAUGCAUUCGCAACCGUUGCUGGUUCAGGUUCCGCUGGAUAUGCUGCAAAUAUGCUGAAUCAGCCUUGGGGAAUAUUUGUGGACACCAAUUCUGAUCUAUAUGUAGCAGAUCAAUACAAUCAUCGUAUUCAGCUCUUUCGUUCAGGACAACUUAACGGUAUUACAGUUGCUGGGAAUACAUCGAUCAAUCUUACUAUUCCACUUUCUUACCCGUCUGGAAUUGUUCUUGACUUCGACGGUUACCUCUUUAUCGUCGAUAAAUACAAUCAUCGCAUUGUCGGAUCAGAUUCAAGUGGCUUUCGCUGCGUUGUUGGAUGCACUGGUAGCGCAGGUUCAAACACAGAUCAGUUGUAUUAUCCAACAUCGAUGAGUUUUGACAGUUAUGGAAACAUGUUCAUCACUGAUACUAGUAACAGUCGUAUUCAGAAAUUUAUUCGCUUGAAUAAUAGUCGCGUUCCAUCAUACAACCAACCCAAAUUCUGCCCAGAUGCUUCGUGGUAUCCAAAUGCAACUACAUUUGCUGCUGGAGGAAACAAUAUAAUUGGUUGGUCACCUUUCGGUAUCUUCAUCGGCAUCAACAAUACCAUCUAUGUUGCCGAUCGAGCCAACUAUCGUGUUCAGAUUUGGUCUAAUGGAAGUGAUAUUCCAUCACAAUCCAUCUAUGGUACCAACAUGAACUCAUAUUCACUUUUUGUCACAACCAAUGGUGAUAUUUUCGUUGAUAAUGGAUACUAUAACGGUCGAGUAGAUAAACGAACAACAACAGCAAAUACAAGUGUACCUGUCAUGUAUAUGAGUUCAUCAUGUUAUGGUUUAUUUGUUGAUCUGACUGAUGUUGUGUAUUGUUCAAUAUAUAGUUACCAUAAAGUGGUAAAAAGAUGGAUGAAUGACAAUUCUGCUACUGUGACAGUCGUUGCUGGUACAGGUUAUGCCUCUAGCAAUUCAUAUUACCUCUAUUAUCCUAUGGGAAUAUUUGUGGACGCUAACUUUGAUCUAUAUGUAGCAGAUCAAUACAAUCAUCGUAUUCAGCUCUUUCGGCCAGGGCAGCUUAAUGGCAUUACAGUUGCAGGAAGUACAUCGAUCAAUCUUACUACUCCACUCUUGUACCCGUCUGGAAUUGUCCUUGACUUCGAUGGUUACCUAUUUAUUGUAGACAGCUACAACCAUCGUAUUGUUGGAUCGAGUUCAAAUGGUUUCCGUUGUAUAGCUGGAUGUCAUAGUUUUUUUGUUUCGUUAUCAACUUGGCUGUACUAUCCAAUAUCGAUGAGUUUUGAUAUCUAUGGGAACAUGUUCGUCACUGAUAGCAGUAAUAAUCGUAUUCAGAAGUUUAACUACUUCACGGAGUCAUGUGAAACUACAAGCACUGCAAGCCUGUAUACUGGUAACGAGAACAUUUUCUUCCGCUCACUAAAAAUACAAUUAAUUUUAGGAAAUACAAUGUCAACCACAGUUCAAUCUAAUCUGCUAACAACAAUUACUACACAAUCCACUGUCGUAACAACGCCUCCAGUGCAAACCGUUGCCUCAUAUAAUCGACCGAAGCUAGAUACGCAUACAAUGUGGAGUGCUAAUGCAAUCACUUUUGCUACUAGCAGCACCGUUGGAUUAUCAGCUGAGGGUAUCUUCAUCAGCAUCAACAAUACCAUCUAUGUUGCCGAUCGAGCUAACUAUCGUGUUCAGAUUUGGUCUAAUGGAAGUGAUAUUCCAUCACAAUCCAUCUAUGGUACCAACAUGAACUCAUAUUCACUUUUUGUCACAACCAAUGGUGAUAUUUUCGUUGAUAAUGGAUACUAUAACGGUCGAGUAGAUAAACGAACAACAACAGCAAAUACAAGUGUACCUGUCAUGUAUAUGAGUUCAUCAUGUUAUGGUUUAUUUGUUGAUCUGACUGAUGUUGUGUAUUGUUCAAUAUAUAGUUACCAUAAAGUGGUAAAAAGAUGGAUGAAUGACAAUUCUGCUACUGUGACAGUCGUUGCUGGUACAGGUUAUGCCUCUAGCAAUUCAUAUUACCUCUAUUAUCCUAUGGGAAUAUUUGUGGACGCUAACUUUGAUCUAUAUGUAGCAGAUCAAUACAAUCAUCGUAUUCAGCUCUUUCGGCCAGGGCAGCUUAAUGGCAUUACAGUUGCAGGAAGUACAUCGAUCAAUCUUACUAUCUCACUCGCGUAUCCCACUGGAGUUGUUCUCGAUGCCGAUGGUUACCUAUUUAUCGUAGAUAGCCACAAUCAGCGCAUUGUAGGGUCAGGAUCCAAUGGUUUCCGUUGUGUAGCUGGAUGCUAUAGAUUUUUUGGAUCGUUAUCAACUCGGCUGUACUAUCCAAUAUCGAUGAGCUUUGAUAGUUACGGAAAUAUAUUCGUGACAGAUACCAACUAUCAACGUAUUCAAAAAUUCUAUCUCUUAGAAAACUUUUGUAAUCAAACAUUAACCGCUGGUUACCAAACAACGACUACUUCGACCAUAGUAGCAAGUUCAAAAGUAUGUCUUCCGCCAACAAUCACACUGAUACCAGACACCACGACGAUAUCAUCACCCGUUCGAUUUCGUCGAAGUCAAGAUUUUUCGAUUGUUUCGCGUAUUGAUUUAAACUGUAAUAUCUCAUCGUCAGUGAAUAGUCAAUGGACAAUUAAGAACUGCACCUCUUCAUGUUCACAACAGAUCUCUGCUGGUCCAAACAUCAUCACAACAUUCACUGAACUGUUUGUUCCUGCUCGAACUCUGUCUUAUGGUCUCUACGAAUUCAACCUCACUAUCGCCAUGCUUAAUAUGACGAACGUUUCUGCAUCGUCCGUUGUUUAUGUUCAAAUCAUGCCAUCAGGCAUAACAGCGAACCUAGUUCAGUACGGCACAUCGAUGUUCACACAUGGUACUGGACAAAAUCUUCAGCUAGAUUCUGGAAAUUACUCUAUUGAUGCUGAUGAGGCUAUAUUUGAUGCUUCGAAAUGGAAAUACAAAUACUAUUGCCGAAUCUAUGGUUCAUUCACGUUUCCAAAUCUGCAAGGUUCACUAUUGACAGUGGAUGAUCCGAGAACUGAUUCAUCCAAUCCGUCUUGUUUGUCCAACCGAAAUGGAUGGACAUUUGACAACUCACUCAACUCAUCAUUCACCAUUCUUGCUAACUCACUUCGAUCUAAUCGAACAUAUCAGUUCAUGGUUCAGAUGGAAAAUCGUCGCAAUGCUUCAUUGCAAGCAACUGGCUAUGUUCUUGUGAAAGUGGAUGACACUCGUCCAUUCAUGAUCUUGAUUGGUUGUGUGAUCUGGACAAUGUGUGAGGCGAAUCUCGAGUUUCAGCUUGUGAAUCCAACAACUCAAGUGGCUUUGUUUUCAGUUUGUGCUGGAAACUGUUCAACAGUCCAAAACAUCACAUGGUCUGUUUAUUUCAGUAGCAAUACAAUGAACUCAUCAUCAAACUUCACCCAAUGGUCGUUGUUCAAUCAGACUACUACUUAUGAUAAUAUCUGUUUUUUUGGAAGAAACACGAGUAACUUCACGUCCACAAAUCAGUUGUUUCUGUCAAAUCCACAGAUUGAGCUUUGGCGAUUUGAAGUUGUUUAUAGUUUUGCAACGGAGAAAAGUGUGAGUUCAUUGAACUUUGUUAUCAAUCGACCACCAUCCAAUGGAUCAUGUAUCGUUGAUCCUAUGAAUGGAACGACAACUACUUUGUUCACGGUUUCAUGCAAGGACUUUUUUGACACCGAUGGAAUAAAAGAUUACACUGUCUACAGUUCCGCAAUUAAUUCAACACAGAAAACUAUCGUUGCCUACUCCAAUGCGCCUACAAUACAGUUAUAUCUACCAACUGGUGAUAAUCAAACAUCAUUACUUUACUUAACUGUUCAAGUACGAGAUCAAAUAGAUUGUGUUACAGAGACGAACACUUUAUCAGUUACUGUACUUCCUAAUCUGAUGAUAAUCGAUGAUCUAAUGCUCCACAUUCUAAACUCAUCGAACACUGAUAGUACUAAUGCAAUAAAUCAGAUGCUUGCCAGUAAAAAUCAAAACCUAGUUGUGCAAGUGAUAAGUUCAGUAUCACAGCAACUUAAUGAAAUUAGUAGCGAAAAUAUUAAUGAAGCUAUCUCAAAUGGUAUUCCAGCUGCAAGUAUAUCUGUAUCAUCAUUAGAUAUUCAGAAUCAACAACAGACAUUGUCGACGCCAUCCAAUCAAUCCGCAUUGGAUGAAUUCAGCGCUCGAUUAAACUCUCGUGCAUCAGCUCGUGACUAUCUUGUCACCUUCCUCACGAAUCUCCCUAUAACAACAUCGAAUAGUAUCAAACUGCAAGCAUCAUCAUUGGCACAGUUCACAAAAUCAACCAAUGAAAUGACGCGAACAACUCUCACAAGUGUAUCGAACCGAUGUUAUCAGUUGGGAUUAGCUUUGGAUUCAAUGAAAAUGAACAUUGCCUUUGAAGACGUUCAACUUACUGCACCUAAUCUGCUUCAAUGUGCUGCUAAUAUACUGAACGCCGUAAAUGCACCUUUACAAGCACGAACCACUAUUCUUGACUCAGAUUCAGUCGUAGCUACAGUGUUUCCCGAAGACUAUGAUACCGAUCUAGAGGCGGAGUGGGCUAAUUCACGUAUGUUUGCCGCUGGUGAUGAUGACUCAUUGGAAACAAUACAAACGAAACGCAACCUCUACUAUCAGCAACAACUAGCUCGUCAAAUCAACAUUCAAAUGACUGAACUCAUCUCACUAUUGACUUCAACAUUGAACAUUCAUCUCAACAUUGGACAAGAUCUUCACAUCCAAACAUCACAAGUCAUCAUGACGUUAGAGACCAAAUCUUCGCAAUCACUUGCAAAUCACUUCACAAAAACCAUCGGCAGCGGUCAAGUUCAACUUCCCAAUAAUUUUGCGUCUUAUCUUGGCACAAACGAAAAGAUCUCCAUUCGAUCAAUGAUGGAACCAUUGGCACCAUUCGGCAACUCCAAAUCAACAUCCAACACCAAUCUCUCCCGAUCACUCUCAUUCUCCAUUCUUGAUCAAGAUCAAAACGAAGUUCCAAUCCAAACAAACAACAGUCAACCAAUCGAAAUCAUCAUUCCUCGUGAUCCCAAUCUCAUCAUUCCACCAAUGAUUCGUCAGAAUGUCACAUCACUCAACUCCACUUCUCCUCAUCAACUCCUCUUCCAUUUCCAAUAUGUGAGUUUGUCAUCAUCAUCACUGGCAGUUUCAGUUCAUUGGGAAGUCGAACCAGCGAGUACAAGUCUCGCUUACUUGUUUGUCUAUCGUUUCGAUCAAACACCACAACUCAAUACUUCAAUCAAUCACAUCGAUGGAUGGGCGCUUUUUUGUCCUUCCAAUCUCACAAAUGACAGUGUGUACACUUAUUAUGUCGAUAAUCAACAAACAGCUGGUCAUCAGUCGAUCAUCUUUGGUUUGAGAGAACUCAAUACAACUGAAGUCACUCAACAUUGUUCAAACAUAUCACUUCCUGUUCCUCCCAUCACAGAUCAACCGUUCAACUUCACCGCAGACUAUGCACUCAGAAUAUUCACAUCUGGCUGUUAUUAUCUCGAUGCAAAUCAACAGUGGCAGUCAGAUGGACUCAUCGUUGGCCCGCUGACCAAUCACUAUCAAACACAGUGUUAUUCUACUCAUCUGACAACAUUCGCCGGUGGAUUUACUAUUCUACCUGAAACAGUCGACUGGAGCUAUGUGUUUGCUAAUGCUGAUUUCAUGAAAAACAAAACCAUCUAUUUGACAGUGAUUGUUGUUUGUGUAAUCUAUGUACUUCUGGCCAUUUAUGCACGGUACUACGACAAGAAAGACAUAGAGAAACUAGGUGUUACAAUCUUGCCCGAUAAUAACAAGAACGACAACUAUUUCUAUCAGAUAAUUGUGUUCACUGGCCAACGACGAGAUGCUGGAACGAAAUCGAAUGUUCAUUUCGUGAUUCACGGUGAUGAGAAUGACACUCGCAUUCGAACAUUGGCAGAUCCUCAUCGUCACAUUCUCCAGCGAGGUGGAGUUGAUGGAUUCCUCAUGAGUGUUCCCAACUCGUUGGGAUUGUUGAAUUGUAUUCGCAUUUGGCAUGACAACAGUGGCAAAAGUUCAUCUUCGUCUUGGUUCCUGAAAUAUAUCAUCGUUCGUGAUCUUCAAACAAUGCAAAAGUUUCAUUUCAUCAGUCAACGAUGGUUUGCAGUUGAGAAAGAUGAUGGGAAGAUCGAACGUGUUCUGCAUGUUGCAAGUGACCUGGAAAAGAGUCAGUUCUCAUUCGUUUUGACAAAACGAACUUAUCACAGCGUGUCUGAUGGUCAUCUUUGGUUUUCAAUCUUUUCUCGUCCACCAUCCACUCGAUUCACUCGUGUUCAACGAUGCACAUGUUGUUUUGUUCUGUUGUUUGUUUCGAUGUUUCUCAAUAUCAUGUACUAUGACUUGGCAAACGAGACCAAAUCAACAGAUGGACUGAAUUUAUCGUUCGGACCCAUUCGCAUCGGUCCGCAGCAGAUCAUGAUUGGUGUGAUUGUUGAGGUGUUUGCAUUGAUUCCCAGCUUGUUGCUUGUUCAGCUGUUUCGUCGUGUUCGUCCUCGUGGACAACAACAAUCACCAUUGCGUCAAGCGUUGUACAAAAUAAAAGGCAAUGUUGAAAACAAUGUCAGCGAGCAGAAGCAGCAGCAAAAGAAGAAGGAGAAAAAGAAGAAAACGUUAAUGUUUCCAUGGUGGUUUGUUUUGCUUGGUUAUGGACUAUGUCUAAUCAGUGUGACUGUUUCCAUUCUGUUCAUCAUUGCUCGCGGCAUUGAGUUUGGUGAUGAGAAGACUGAGAAAUGGUUGAUAUCCAUUAUCAGUGGUUUAUUUUCUUCAAUUCUGUUCACUCAACCACUGAGAAUCAUAGCAUUGGCCAUUUUCUUUGUUUGUUUUUGUCGAAGCCCACAUAAUGAUGAAGAAGCAGACGAGUUGUUAAAUGACCACGAUCAAAUCGAUCUACAAGCUGAUGAAGAAUAUCUGCAUGCAUUGCAGAACAAAUCUCUGUUCACUCGCCCAGCAUCUUUUCCUGUUCAUUGUUUGAACGAAGGUGAAAUCGUUCGUUUGCGUAAUGAGCGAUUGAGACAGAUGCAAAUGUGGUCUGUCAUUCAUGAAAUAAUGCUGCGUGCGUGUUUUUUGUCAGUAGUUUAUGUGUUGAUCUAUUCGAGCCGAGAUUCAAAUGCAUUUCAUCAGGUGCAUCAUCUUAGAAGAUAUUUCCUCAAUCCAACACAAGCUGAUCUUGAUUAUACAAAAAUUUCAACUGUUGAUCAGUAUUGGCAUUGGUUGGAAAAGAGUUUUGUCGAUGAUCUUCGUGCUCAGCAGUGGUACAAUGGUGAUCCACCUCGAUAUCUCACUGGUUUCAUUGAUGACAAAGCGAAUCGUUUGAUUGGAUGGGCAACGAUGAGGCAGUUGAGAGUUAGAUCUGCAUUAUGUCAAAUGAAAAAUAGCAUCUCUUCGAUAUGUCAGGGUGACUAUAGUGUGAAGAAUGAAGAUCGAGAAUCGUAUGCACCUGGGUGGUUUAAUCGAUCGUCACAAACGUUUCAUUCAUCAGUUGGAAAAGCAUUUCGAUACACAUUUGGUGAUGAGCUAGACACAUAUGUAUAUGUUGGAGAUUAUGCAAGUUAUGGAAGUGGUGGUUAUGUGUAUGAAUUUCGUGGUCGAUUGAACGAUGUUCAAAGUAAUAUUUCUGCACUUCAUCAACUCGGUUGGAUUGACAAUCAGACUCGAGCUGUGAUCAUUCAGAUGACUUUGUACAAUGCUAACGUUGAGCUGUUCACCGGUGUGACUUUUCUUGCUGAAUUUCUUUCAUCAACUGGAGUGUCGACGAGUGCUCGUUUUGAACCCAUUACUUUCUAUGCAUUCAGAUCAAUUUUUGAGUUAGUCUGCAUAAUUAUAUAUAUGCUGGUGAUCUUGUACUUCAUGUGGAUUGAAGCGAAAUCAUUGUUUGAUCUAAGAUGGAAAUACUUUGUUGGUUUCUGGUGCUAUGCUCAGCUGGGAAUCAUCAUUUGUUCAUGGGCAAGUGUUGUCAUCUACAUCUGGCGAUACAGAGAAAGUCAACGAAUCGGUCAGUUAUUUGACGAAACGAAUGGUUACGUUUAUGUCAAUCUACAACUAGCCAUAUAUGUCAAUGAUGUUCUAACAUAUUUGUUGGGGUUUUGUUGCUUUUUUGGUACAAUUCAAUUGGCUAAAUUAUGUCGACAUAAUUCACGACUUUGUUUGUUCAUUCAUACACUUCAGUAUUCUGCUAAAGAGCUAUUAUCGUUUUCAGUGAUGUUCUCGUUGGUGUUUACAUCAUUUAUGUGUCUCUUUUAUCUCUUAUUCCAGUCGAAACUGCGAGAAUGUGCAAGUCUAUUGGGAACGGCACAGAUGUUAUUCGAAAUGACAUUGAUGAAAUUCAACGCACAGGAGCUGAGUGGAGCAGCGGCAUUUCUUGGUCCCUUUUGCUUUAGUUUAUUCAUAAUAUGCGUGGUAUUCGUGUGUAUCAUUUUACAAAUGUAUGGUGUCUGUUUAGGAUUGAAAAGCGUAUCAGAGGAAGAGAUUCAAGCUGAACGAGAUGCACAAAUGCAUGAAGAGUAUCACGACCCGAUUGAACGCUUUCCAGAAAAGAUCGAUCAAUUAUUAUUCGCUCUGAAUGAAAUCUAUAUGGAUUAA
This is a messenger RNA of Adineta ricciae, 9009 nucleotides long. The record is from the annotation of a GenBank genome assembly. NCBI's taxonomy places the organism in Eukaryota, Metazoa, Rotifera, Eurotatoria, Adinetida, Adinetidae.